Molecule: messenger RNA, 3548 nt
Organism: Coffea eugenioides
Lineage: Eukaryota; Viridiplantae; Streptophyta; Magnoliopsida; Gentianales; Rubiaceae
Product: nardilysin-like
Exons: 19
Coding region: 238-3318 (1026 amino acids)
Biological process (GO): proteolysis
Cellular component (GO): cytosol
Molecular function (GO): metalloendopeptidase activity; metal ion binding
Source: RefSeq, a predicted model, not a curated record
UCCUUGUGUAUAUUUGCUCGCCGCCUCUAAGAGGCCGCCAAUUGGUCACUUAAACAUCUACAGUUGCGCAGUAUCAGACCGGACUACGGCCGAGGUUGGUCGGCAGUUUUUCAAGCUCAAGCUAAUUACCUAUUUACCAUUACAAAGAAAGGGAGAGACAGCAACACGACAUCGUAUUCAGGCAUCUGAAAGUCUCUUUCCUGUCGCUCUCUCUCCCAAUUCGAAAAAAGUAAAAGAAUGGCAAUCGCCGGUUGUACUUUCUCAUCGGACCACAUCGUGACAAAGUCGCCGAACGAUAGGCGAUUAUACAGAUAUAUUCAACUCUCCAAUGGCCUCUGUGCUCUUCUAGUUCACGAUCCUGAGAUUUACUCCGAGGGCGACGGAGCGCCGGAUGGUGCCAAAGGCCGUCAUAUAUCCGACGCCGACGAAGACGACGACGAAGCCGAAGACAGUGAAGACUACGAAGAUGAUGAUGAAGUUGACGACGACGACGAAGACGAAGAAGAAGACGAGAUUGUUCAAGAUAAAGAAAAGAAAGGUGUUUCUCAGAAAAAAGCAGCGGCUGCAAUGUGUGUUGGUAUGGGCAGUUUUGCGGAUCCUUGUGAGGCGCAGGGUCUAGCACAUUUCCUAGAACACAUGCUUUUCAUGGGAAGUACUGAUUUUCCAGAUGAAAAUGAGUAUGAUAGUUAUCUGUCAAAGCACGGGGGAUCAUCAAAUGCAUAUACAGAAACAGAGCAUACCUGCUACCAUUUUGAAGUUAAUAGAGAGUUUCUCAAGGGUGCCUUGAGAAGAUUCUCUCAGUUUUUCAUUUCACCUUUAGUGAAAGCUGAAGCAAUGGAGAGGGAGGUGCUAGCGGUUGAUUCAGAAUUCAAUCAGGUAUUGCAAAGUGAUUCCUGCCGCUUGCAACAACUACAAUGCCAUACAUCUACUCCUGGUCAUCCAUUUAAUCGAUUUUUUUGGGGGAAUAAAAAGAGCCUGGUUGAUGCAAUGGAGAAAGGAAUCAAUUUGCGGGAACGGAUUUUGAAUUUAUACAAUGAAAAUUAUUAUGCAGGAGCAAUGAAACUAGUUGUAAUAGGGGGAGAGAGUCUUGAUGUACUUGAAAGUUGGGUGAUUGAAUUAUUUAGCAGUAUCAAGAAAGGUAUUCAUACAAAGGAAGUGUCCGUGCCAGAACUUCCUAUCUGGAAAGCUGGUAAACUUUACUGGUUAGAAGCUGUUAAAGAUGUUCAUAUCCUUGAUUUGUCAUGGACAUUGCCUUCUCUCAGACAUGAGUAUUUGAAGAAAGCUGAAGAUUACCUGGCUCAUCUCCUUGGGCAUGAGGGCAGGGGUAGUUUGCUCUUUUCUCUAAAAGCUAAAGGCUGGGCAACAUCUAUUUCUGCUGGUGUUGGGGAUGAAGGAAUGCAGCGUAACACAAUGGUCUACAUUUUUGGCAUGUCCAUACACCUCACUGACUCUGGCUUGGAAAAGAUCUUUGAGGUUAUUGGCUUUAUUUAUCAAUAUAUCAAGUUAUUGCGUCAAGUUUCGCCCCAAGAAUGGAUUUUUAGGGAACUCCAAGAUAUUGGAAGUAUGGAUUUCCAAUUUGCCGAGGAGCAACCUCAGGAUGAGUAUGCUGCAGAGCUUGCAGAGAAUCUGCUUGUUUAUCCUCCAGAUCAUGUUAUUUAUGGUGACUAUACUUACAAACUAUGGGAUGAGGAGAUGAUAAAGCAUGUGUUGGAUUUCUUCAGGCCUGAAAAUAUGAGAGUUGAUAUAGUGACUAAGUCAUUUAACAAAUCACAUGAUGUCCAAAAUGAGCCAUGGUUCGGUUCAAAGUAUGCUGAGGAAGAUAUUCCAUCUUCUUUGAUGGAAUUAUGGCUGGACCCUCCAGAAAUUGACAUGGCUUUGCAUCUUCCUGUGAAGAAUGAGUUUAUUCCAGUUGAUUUUUCCAUUCGAGCAGAGAGUGCAUCUGGUAAGCUUGCAGGUGUGUCUACCCCAAAAUGUAUUCUGGAUGAGCCACUGAUCAAGUUUUGGUACAAGCUUGAUAAGACUUUUAAGCUUCCUCGUGCAAAUACGUAUUUCCGUGUCACAUUAAAUGGGGGUUGCGAUAAUCUGAAGAAUGCUCUGUUGACUGAAUUAUUUGUGCUUCUUCUAAAAGAUGAGCUGAAUGAGAUUGUGUAUCAGGCAAGUGUUGCAAAAUUAGAAACUUCUGUGUCGUUGUAUGGGGACAAACUGGAGCUAAAGGUCUAUGGUUUCAAUGAUAAGCUUCCAGUUCUUUUGUUCAAGGUUUUGACAAUGACGAAAUCAUUUUCACCAAAGGAUGAUCGUUUUAUGGUUAUUAAAGAAGAUAUUGAGAGGACUUUAAAGAACACAAACAUGAAGCCUCUGAGCCAUUCAUCUUACUUAAGAUUGCAAGCAUUGUGUCAGAGUUUUUGGGAUGUAGAACAAAAGUUGAGCUUGUUGAAUGAUUUGUCCCUUUCUGACUUAAGGGCUUUCAUUCCAGAUCUUCUUUCCCAGCUCUAUAUUGAGGGCCUUUGCCAUGGCAAUUUAUUGGAAGAAGAAGCAGUUGUAAUAUCUAACAUUUUCAAAAGUAACUUCUCUGUACCAGCACUCCCUGUUGAGAUGAGGCACAAGGAGUGUGUAAUGUGUCUCCCUUCUGGUGCUGAUCUGGUUAGAGACAUCAGAGUGAAAAAUAAACUGGAAAAGAACUCUGUGGUUGAGCUAUAUUACCAGAUUGAACCGGAACUGGAGUCUGGGUUGACCAAACUGAAAGCACUAGUAGAUCUGUUUGAUGAAAUUGUGGAAGAACCACUUUUCAAUCAGCUCAGGACAAAGGAGCAGCUUGGUUAUGUCGUCGACUGUAGCCCACGUGUGACAUACCGCAUAAUGGGGUUUUGUUUUCGUGUUCAAUCUUCUGAGUAUAAUCCUGUGUACUUGCAAGGGAGGAUCGAUAACUUCAUAAAUGGCAUAGAAGAGAUGUUGGAGGGACUUGACAAUGAAUCUUUUGAAAAUUACAAGAGUGGUCUGAUGGGAAAGCUUUUGGAGAAAGAUCCAUCUCUUUUGUAUGAAACAAAUCGUUUUUGGGGUCAAAUAGUUGAUAAAAGGUAUAUGUUUGACUUAUCCGAGAAGGAAGCAAUGGAACUUGGAAGCAUUCAGAAGGGUGAUGUUAUUGAGUGGUACCGUACUUACUUAAGGCACCCUUCUCCGAAGUGUCGGAGGCUUGCAGUUCGGGUUUGGGGCUGCUACACUGAUUGGAAUGAAGUCAAUACACAACUAUCAGCUGCGCAGCUCAUUGAAGACCUGGCAACUUUCAAGAAGUUAUCUGCUUACUAUCCAAGCAUGUGCUGAACUUCUUGUUUUGCCUGGAACUUAAGAAAAGAGGCAAGCAAAUGGACCUCUUACUGUGUUUAGAGUAGGCCAGAGCUGUUUCCUUUGAUUCUUUUUGUUUUAGUUUUGAACACAAAUAUUUAGUUCUAUUUAGUUAAUAUCCACAAUGGAUACUAAUUUAUCAUUUUGUACUUUUUCAAAAGUAAACUGUUCACGGUUGAAAUACCAGUUACAAUAAACCCAUUAGUCUC